AUGUCUCAGGACACGUGUGCGAACCCUUUGCUUCUCGGAUGGGUCAAGGAAUGGUGGGAAACGGCUCGGGAGAGCAACUCCAAGGGUGUCACCACUUACAAGCAUGCCUACGACUCACUCAAGGCCUGCCCCAUCGCUUUCGAACACCCCUCGUCGCUUCAGCAGCUAAAGGGCUUCGGGCCGAAACUAUGCGAGCGGUUGACCGAGAAGCUCAGGGCGCACUGCGAGGAAAAUGGCGUGCGCAUGCCCCCUCAUCCGAGUUCCAAGAAGCGGGCCAACAGACCAACGGUAGUCCAAGAUGGCGGAGAGGACGAGUCUGCACGCCCAGCCAAGAGGGCCAAGAAGCCAAAGGCAUAUGUACCUGCCUACCGGUCUGGGGCGUAUGCGCUGGUGGUUGCCCUCUCGAAACCAGGGCAGGAGGUGGUGGGGAUGCCCAAGGCUGACCUGAUCGAGGAGGCUCAGCCGCACUGCGACUCGUCGUUCUCGGCGCCGAGUGACCCUACUAAGUUCUACACGGCCUGGAAUUCGAUGAAGACGCUGCUCCAAAAAGAGCUGGUGUAUGAGCGCGGCCGACCCCUGAAGAGAUAUGCUCUAACGGAUGAGGGAUGGGAAGUGGCUAAAAGGAUCCGGGAAACGACUGUUCCCAAGGCCAGCACUAGCAACGAAAACUCAACCGUUGCGUCUGCCGGGCCCAGUAGACAAGCCGGGCUACCAGCAACCGCUAAUGCUAGUGCUCGAUCAACAUUUGCUGAGCCCAUCGAUCUUGACGAUGACGACGAUAACGACGAUGAUGACGAGGGCCGUGUUAUCCCCCAGGAACGGAGGACUACUGAAUUUGGAGACGUAGUAGCAGACGGGACAGUCGUGCCCGACGAUGCGGAGCUGCCAUCAUUCACACCGAUCAGGCUCGCCCCUGGUACAUUUACGGUGGAGCUAAUACUGGACAACCGAGAGGUCAGGGCCAAAACGGACCGUGACUACAUUCAAGAGGAGCUCGCAAAGCGAGGCAUAAAACCAAUUGUGCGUGCCCUAGAGCUAGGCGACGCCCUGUGGGUCGCCCGAUGCAGACAGGCGGGCUGGCUACCUCGGCAGGGGGCGGAAGGCGACGAGGUGGUUCUCGAUUGGAUCGUCGAGAGGAAGAGGUUAGAUGACCUCCUCGGCUCACUCCGAGACGGCCGGUUCCACGAGCAAAAAUUCCGUCUCAAGCGGUCCGGGGUGAAGAACGUCGUGUACGUGGUGGAGGAGAUCAGCAUGGAUUCCACCCACUUCCAGAAAUACGAAGAAGCGGUCCAGUCGGCCAUGGCGUCGAUGCAAGUAGUUAACGGCUACUUUCUCAAGCAGACGCAAAAGAUGGACGACACAAUUCGCUAUCUAGCGUCCAUGACCAAGAUGCUCAAGUCGGUGUACGAGGGCAAGACACUCGAUGUGAUACCGACAAAGGUCCUCACGACGAAGAACUACCUCCCCCUGCUGAAGCAUCUCCGCGAGACGCAACCGUCGGCCAGCCAUCACAUUAGCUAUCCCGCGUUCGCGUCGUUAGCAUCCAAAUCGCAGAACAUGGCCCUGCGGGACUUGUUUCUCAAGAUGCUGAUGUGUUCCAAAGGGGUAACGGGUGAGAAGGCCAUCGAGAUUCAGAGGGUAUGGAAGACGCCGAACGACUUUGUCAGGGCGUUUGAACAGUGUGGUUCGGGUGAAGAAGGGAGGAGACGCAAGAUGGACCUGGUCGCGAACAGGCUGGUGCAUCUCGUGGGACGGAAGAAGAUGUCCAAGGCUGUGAGCCAGAAGCUAGCAGAGGUAUGGGGGGACGUGUGA
Molecule: messenger RNA, 1812 nt
Organism: Chaetomium fimeti
Lineage: Eukaryota; Fungi; Ascomycota; Sordariomycetes; Sordariales; Chaetomiaceae
Product: ERCC4 domain-containing protein
Exons: 1
Coding region: 1-1812 (603 amino acids)
Biological process (GO): resolution of meiotic recombination intermediates; double-strand break repair via break-induced replication; DNA catabolic process
Cellular component (GO): nucleus; Holliday junction resolvase complex
Molecular function (GO): 3'-flap endonuclease activity; crossover junction DNA endonuclease activity; DNA binding
Source: RefSeq, a predicted model, not a curated record